This is a messenger RNA of Ochotona princeps (American pika), 652 nucleotides long. It is a transcript of the gene GNG3, whose product is annotated as G protein subunit gamma 3. Gene Ontology annotation, molecular function: G-protein beta-subunit binding. The record is from RefSeq and is a predicted model, not a curated record. The coding region runs from base 316 to 543 and encodes 75 amino acids. The transcript is spliced from 2 exons. Lineage: Eukaryota; Metazoa; Chordata; Mammalia; Lagomorpha; Ochotonidae. Gene Ontology annotation, cellular component: heterotrimeric G-protein complex. Gene Ontology annotation, biological process: G protein-coupled receptor signaling pathway.
UCCCCUCCUGUUGGAGCGCUGGGGGGUGAUGUGCCCUCCUCAUCAGUGUGGGGCUUUUCCAGGUUGAGGGUUUUGGAGUUGCGAACACACACGGCUCAAAGGAGCGAGGAGCCUGAAACCAUCUGGGCAAUGUUCGCUGCUUCAUGGCCCAGGCAAAAGGGGAAUUUGGGGAGCACAGUUAUUCACUGAGGAAGACAGGGAUGGGUCCGGCAGGCUACAGGAGGAUGGUAAGGCCAAUAGGGGCACAGGUACAGGGUGGGAGGGUGGAAGAGCCUUUGGAUGAGACUGUGCUGAGCUGUCCCUCUCUGCUCCAGGAUGAAAGGGGACACCCCUGUGAAUAGCACCAUGAGUAUUGGACAAGCCCGCAAGAUGGUGGAGCAGCUUAAGAUCGAGGCCAGUUUGUGCCGGAUAAAGGUGUCCAAAGCGGCCGCCGACCUGAUGACUUACUGUGACGCUCAUGCCUGUGAAGACCCCCUCAUCACUCCCGUGCCCACUUCGGAGAACCCCUUCCGGGAGAAGAAGUUUUUCUGUGCGCUGCUCUGAGCUGCCCUGUUCCUCUUCCCGACUCCUCACCUUCCCCUCUCCGAGGCCCCUGGCAGUGCACCCCUAGCCCCGGCCCACCCUGGACAUCUGAAGCACAAGGCCCUCCCUU